UGUCACUGUCAAUUUUUUUCUACAUAAUUUUUAGGUUAUGAGUCAAGCUAACAAUUACAAAAAUAAAUCUUUGGAAGUUCUGAUGGUUCUGAAUCUCUUCUCGAUAACGUUUUUUGUGUUUUUCCUGUCCAUUCAAGCUCAGUUUUUCUAGAUUUGAACAAGGUGGUAAUUACAUAAAACCAAAAUGAGUUACAUGUUAGGACAUUUACACAAUGGGUGGCAAGUAGACCAAGCCAUAUUAUCUGAAGAGGAUAGAGUUGUGGUCAUAAGAUUUGGCCACGAUUGGGACCCAACCUGCAUGAAGAUGGAUGAAGUGUUGUAUAGUAUUGCUGAAAAAGUCAAGAACUUUGCAGUCAUCUACUUGGUGGACAUCACAGAAGUUCCUGAUUUUAAUAAAAUGUAUGAACUGUACGACCCAUGCACAGUGAUGUUCUUCUUCAGAAACAAGCACAUAAUGAUAGAUCUGGGUACGGGCAACAACAACAAGAUCAACUGGCCACUCGAGGACAAGCAGGAGAUGAUAGACAUCAUUGAGACGGUGUACCGAGGUGCUCGGAAGGGCAGAGGUCUAGUGGUGUCACCAAAAGACUACUCUACCAAAUACAGAUAUUGAACUGGUACCUGUGAGCUUAUUUUGCUCUGUAAAUGGUUGAUCUUUGAUAUUGCUCGAGAGAUAAGGGGCAGAGGUACAACAAAGUGAAAUUAUAUGGUCCUAAAGUUAGCGAAUUUAAUACCUCUACUUGUGUUCUUCAAAAACUAUUGUAAUUGAGAUAAACAAUAUAAACACUGGAACUUCCACUUUGUAACUAUGUGAAAAUGUUUAUACUUUUCAUGACAUACAUAGAUUAAUAUUUAAUAAUACAUUGUAAAUUAUGAAAACAUUGUGUAUUCCCAAAAAAUUGAUGAUGAGUCCUGCGCUGGAAUAGGUUUAGUAACAUAGCAUGAAUAGAUAUAACUUUGUAAAUAGAUAGAUAACGAAAUUGUGAUUAAAAGUGAUAUGAAAAUAAAAGACAUUCUCAGUUGUUCAUUACUUUACUUCAGAUCUCAUACAACAAAGUAGACUUGAAUACGGUUGCUCGGACCGAUUUUCAAAAAAUCACUUGUUAGUGUUACAAAAAAGUACUUAAAUCUUAACCAUAGAGUAUCCAUGUUGGAUGGAUCGAAGACAAGGGAAGAGGAGCCGCGGCGGCGGGGAACGUUGACUAGCGCGCCGCCGCGGCUUCGUCACAUACAGCAAGCUUUCACUUUGUUACAACACAUAUUGCACCGCUAAAUCAAAACUGUUUCAACUCAAAAACGUCAC
Messenger RNA from Maniola jurtina (meadow brown), 1303 nucleotides. RefSeq names its product thioredoxin-like protein 4A (gene Dim1). Gene Ontology annotation, biological process: mRNA splicing, via spliceosome. The transcript is spliced from 3 exons. Gene Ontology annotation, cellular component: U4/U6 x U5 tri-snRNP complex; spliceosomal complex; U5 snRNP. Lineage: Eukaryota; Metazoa; Arthropoda; Insecta; Lepidoptera; Nymphalidae. The record is from RefSeq and is a predicted model, not a curated record. Bases 185 to 613 code for a protein of 142 amino acids.